CACUGCAGCUGCGGGGGGUGGGGCGUUGCUCCUGCCUCCGCCCCCCAAGACUCCCGUCUCCUCGCGCGCCAGCCGCCUGGGGGCGCCCGGCACGUGGCAUCCCCACGAGGUAUGUCCUUCAUUCCUCCCAUUUCACAGAGGAGAAAACUGCAGUUCGGGAUGGCUCAGUCGGCCCGUCCAAAGUCGCACAGCUGGUUCGGGCCGAGCCCCGACUUCGAGAGUGAGGCACAUGGCCCCUGCAGACCGGGCCUCGGAGGAUCCCAGGCUUGAGGACCCGUCGGCUCCCCAGCCCCCUUGGAAAGGCAAGGAGAGGAGCCUGCGCUGGUAGUGAGCCUCCACUUCUGCCCUUGACUACAACACUCUAGGUUAGGGUGCCGGGAAGGACCCCAACCACAAGUUUUGGAUAGGGUACACUUCUGGCUUAGUCAUGGCGAAGCUGGAGACGUUGCCUGUGCGCGCUGACUCAGGGCGGGAUCCCCUCCUGGCCUUUGCCCCGCGGCCCUCUGAGCUUGGACCCCCAGACCCUCGCCUGGCCAUGGGCAGUGUGGGCAGUGGGGUGGCCCAUGCCCAAGAGUUCGCCAUGAAGAGUGUGGGUACCCGCACAGGGGGUGGGGGCGGCCAGGGCAGUUUCCCUGGUCCCCGUGGCAGCGGGGCCAGCAGGGAGAGGCCAGGCCGCUACCCGUCAGAGGACAAGGCUCUCGCCAACUCCCUCUACCUCAAUGGCGAGCUGCGGGGCAGUGACCACACAGAUGUCUGCGGAAAUGUGGUGGGCAGCAGUGGUGGCAGCAGCAGCAGCAGUGGCGGCAGCAGUGACAAGGCCCCACCACAGUAUCGUGAGCCCAGCCACCCACCUAAGCUCCUGGCCACCUCGGGCAAGCUAGACCAGUGCUCAGAGCCGCUAGUUCGGCCUUCUGCCUUCAAGCCCGUUGUACCCAAGAACUUCCACUCCAUGCAGAACUUGUGUCCCCCACAGACCAAUGAGACCCCUGAGGGACGACAGGGCCCUGGUGGCCUCAAGGGCGGACUGGACAAGUCUCGGACCAUGACCCCAGCGGGCGGGGGUGGGGGCGGCCUCUCAGAUUCAGGCCGGAACUCACUCACAAGCCUGCCCACGUACAGCUCCAGCUAUAGCCAGCACCUGGCACCCCUCAGUGCCUCCACGAGCCACAUCAACCGCAUUGGCACUGCCAGCUAUGGUAGUAGUAGUGGCAGCGGCGGCAGCAGUGGUGGUGGUGGGUUGGGCUACCAGGACCUGGCGACCUCCGACAGUGGGCGGGCCUCCUCCAAGAGCGGGUCAUCCUCAUCCAUGGGGAGGCCUGGCCACCUUGGAUCAGGAGAGGGCGGAGGUGGAGGCCUGCCAUUUGCGGCCUGCUCACCACCCUCGCCUAGUGCUCUGAUCCAGGAACUAGAGGAGCGCCUAUGGGAGAAAGAGCAGGAGGUGGCAGCUCUGCGGCGGAGCCUGGAGCAGAGUGAGGCAGCGGUAGCCCAGGUGCUGGAGGAGCGGCAGAAGGCGUGGGAGCGUGAGCUGGCAGAGCUGCGACAGGGCUGCAGCGGGAAGCUGCAGCAGGUGGCCCGCCGCGCCCAGCGUGCACAGCAGGGCCUACAGCUACAGGUGCUGCGGCUGCAGCAGGACAAGAAGCAGCUGCAGGAGGAGGCAGCCCGGCUGAUGCGGCAGCGUGAAGAGCUUGAGGACAAAGUGGCCGCCUGCCAGAAGGAGCAGGCUGACUUCCUACCCCGGAUGGAGGAAACUAAGUGGGAGGUGUGCCAGAAGGCCGGGGAGAUUUCCCUUCUGAAGCAGCAGCUGAAGGACUCACAGGCCGAUGUGUCCCAGAAGCUGAGUGAGAUUGUGGGGCUGCGCUCCCAGCUGCGGGAGGGCCGGGCCUCACUGCGGGAGAAGGAGGAACAGCUGCUCAGCCUGAGGGACUCCUUCAGCAGCAAGCAGGCCAGCCUGGAGCUGGCUGAGGGAGAGCUGCCUACCACCUGCCUCAAGCCAGCGCUGACUCCCGUGGACCCAGCCGAGCCGCAGGAUGCACUGGCCACUUGCGAGAGUGAUGAGGCCAAGAUGCGCAGGCAGGCCGGGGUGGCCGCCGCUGCCUCCUUGGUCUCCUUGGAAGGGGAGGUGGAUGCUGGUGGGGAGAAUGGGACACGGGCCCUGCGGAGGGAGGUGGGGCGACUGCAGGCUGAGCUGGCAGCUGAGCGGAGAGCCCGGGAGCGCCAGGGAGCCAGCUUUGCUGAGGAGCGCCGCGUGUGGCUGGAGGAGAAGGAGAAGGUCAUCGAGUAUCAGAAGCAGCUUCAGCUGAGCUAUGUAGAGAUGUACCAGCGCAAUCAGCAGCUGGAGCGCCGGCUGCGGGAGCGCGGGGCCGCGGGGGGUGCCAGCACACCCACCCCCCAACAUGGCGAGGAGAAGAAAGCCUGGACCCCCUCCCGCCUCGAGCGCAUUGAGUCCACAGAAAUCUGAUCCCUGACCUGGGAUUGUGGUCUUUUGAUAAAUGCCCUGUCAAAGGCCAGAGUCUCCAGUAUCCCCUCCCACCAUCUCUCUUCCCCAUGCCAGUUUCCUCAUAUCCCCAGACCAAAGAGGUUCUCAAAGCAGCUGUGGCCAGAUCAGAUCCCUCACCUCCCUGUACUGAGUGCCCUCCCAGCUCUGCCAUUGCCCCCCUGGGCAGCCCACUUGGAUCUCCUCCUGAGGAGGUAAUGGGGAGGGCAGAGCGAGUGGGGAUGAAGGGUCCAGGCUCCCUUUGUUGACACACCCUUGUUGGAGAUAGAGGCGGCAGGCCUUCAGCACCAUGAGGUGCCCUAGCCCCUUGAUGGGUCUGAGCUGCUACUGUUGGCUACCUUGUGUCCAGUGAUGCUCUCUGUGCUCACCUUCUAGGCCAUGUAGCUUGAGGGGGCUUGCAUGGGGUCUGCUGAAACUGACAGACCUUGGGCUCCUGGCCUCUCUCCUUCCUGCACUAUUCUCCCUCCCUCUGGGCAGAUUGGCAGGACAAGUAGAAGCAGAUGGCCUGCCUGUGGUUGAGAGGGCUACCUGCCCAGCCCCUCCCCCCCAAGGUCUCUUUGGCUCAGGCCUCAGAGCUUGGCUUGGUCUUAAACGUGUGUCCAUAUGUGUGUGUUGGGGGAUGGAAGGGCUGAGGCUGGAGGCUCAGUGCCAGGGAAGAUCUGCCUUCCUGUUCCUGGGAAGGGUCACCUGGAGGCUUCCUAGCUCUACCCAACCCCCCUUUUGGCCAGGAUCUAAGGGCAACAGCCCCAUCUGCUUGGCUAACCCCACACCCAAGGCCACUGUCUGGCUCUAACUACAGCUAUUAUGUGCUACCUGCCUCUCAGGCACUCCCCUCACCCAGUUCCUGAGGUCAUGAGUGUCUGUAAUGUCUUCCUGUGUCUUCCCCAUUCUAUUCCCUAGCUUCAUGCUUUCAUGGUCAGAACAUCAUUGUCCCAGGCCACCUCUUCCCCCAAACCUCACCUUUUCUUCCAGUAGAAAAUUCUGCUUGAUUUUUGGUGCACUGCCCACUUCCAAGCUCCACUGGGCCCAAGCCUAAGCCUGAGGCUCUUGCUUUGGGGGCAGGUGUGGUGGUGAUUGUGAUUGCCCUUGAGGAACAGGCUGACCUGAAAGGAACAUUGACCCUUGGGUUCCCAGGGCCCCGAGGUAGCCCAGUGUUUGUCCAGGGUAGGCCUGGCAUGGCCAUCAAUGGGAGUUGGGACAGCAAUGUGACUUCCUCCUUUCUGGGCCCUCUCAGAGUCCAUCUUCCCAAGAUAGGAAGGGAAAGGCAAAUUUCUAAUUCACCAGCAAUAAAAAUUAGAGGAGGCUUGGGCCCUUAGUCCUGAUAUUUCUGUUUUUACUCUCUUCCUUCUACCCCCAAGACUGAGUUUGGGGGAAGGGCGGAGAGAGCUGGCAACUACUGUGAGCAAGUCCCCAACCCCUGACCAGCCUCCUCCCAUGACUGGUGACUGUUUAACAAGCUGUGCAUCCUCCACAAAAACAGGAGUGCCCCUCUGUGUGGCCUCUAUCCCUUUGCACAGCCCCUUCCCGUGGCCCUCACCAGAUUGCUGAACUGGUUUGGGGGCCAUCCUGGCAAUCACUGCCCAUUCCACUGACCCCUCACUCCACCUGCCCUCGCACCUGGGCCUGGGCCAGAGGGGCAGGGGGAAGAGAAGGCAUUAGUAGGGAAAAAAAAAGAAAAAGAAAAAUAUGAACAGACUCAGCUUUGGGACUUCCAACCACAAAAUAAAUUAUAUAUAAAUAUAUAUAAAUAUAUAUCUCUACCAUAUGUGAUAGAAAAACUUCAUUUUCUUUUCCCAAAGAAAUAAAAUGGAGAAUGACUCCUGA
Pteropus alecto (black flying fox) is the source of this 4318-nucleotide messenger RNA. RefSeq names its product leucine zipper tumor suppressor family member 3 (gene LZTS3). Gene Ontology annotation, cellular component: dendritic spine. Gene Ontology annotation, biological process: regulation of dendritic spine morphogenesis. Bases 428 to 2458 code for a protein of 676 amino acids. The record is from RefSeq and is a predicted model, not a curated record. The transcript is spliced from 4 exons. Lineage: Eukaryota; Metazoa; Chordata; Mammalia; Chiroptera; Pteropodidae.